AUGGAACUCAAUUCCUAUAAGUUUAGCUCUGAGUUGCACGAUGACUUUAAAAUUGUUGAUAGCUGGGUACAUAACGGAUCGAAAUGGAUAGACGACAUUCAACAAUAUUACAAAGAAAGGAGCUCUAUUGAGAGAGAAUAUUCUCAGAAGCUUUCCAGUCUUUCAAGAAAGUUUGUCGAAAAAAAGAACAAAAAGUCAUCACUUCUUUCCGUUGGUGAUAACCCUACGAAAUCUGCUGGUUCUUUAGAAUGCGCUUCUCUGACAACAUGGUCGAAAAUAUUGGAUGAACUUGUGCAAUCCUCGAAAAUUCAUCAAAAACUCGCGGAUGACUUUGUUUUGGAAACUAAUGAACAAGCAAAGCGAUUGGAAGCAAAUGUUGACAAUUUAAAGAAGUCUUAUGACCACCUUUAUGAAAAGUUUUUGGAGCAGAAAGAAUCCUUGUUGACCAUGGUUAAGAGAGCGAAAUCAAGUUACCAUGAAGCUUGCGAGAGUUUGGAGUCGGCAAGGCAAAAAAGAGACAAGCACAACGAUGAGAAAACUGGGAAACUUUUCAAAAAUUCGCAAAACGAUAUGCUAGUUAAGAAGAAUAUGUAUAUUCUUCGUAUCCUUGUCUACAACGCACAUAUGCAGCGCUAUUAUCAGGAAACACUACCAAAUCUUUUAGACCAUAUGCAAAGAUUGAAUGAGUACAGAGUGAAAAAUCUGAAUGAUACUUGGAAAGCUGGAAUCACAUGUGAAAAAAGCUGUUACAAAUCUUUAAGCGAAGAAGCAGAUGCACUCAACUCGGAAAUUGACAAAAAUGAACCUUCUUUGGAUUCUGUAAUGUUUGGUCAGCACAAUGUUAAGUCUUGGAAUGAGCCUUCGCCUUUGGUGUUCGAGCCUAGCCCAAUUUGGCAUGACACCAAUACAUUAGUUGUAGACGGCGCGAGUAGAAAUUUUCUUCGAAACAAUUUGGUGAACUCCAAAUCGGAAAUAGAAAAGGCAGAAGAAGAAUUACAAAACUUAUCAAAGCGGUUGGAAGGGUCGCGAAUUGAUGAUACGACGACACUUGAGCAGUCUUAUGAAUCGAAAAUAGCUGCUGUCGAACUAGAGAGCAAGGAGAUAUUAAUAAAAAACAGAGUCCACGACCUCAAUGUGCGUGUUAACAAAAUAACCCAGGAUGCCGGAAAUAUUGAAGAUGGAAUGAACUUUCACACAUUCAAGGUUGCUAGCUUUAAGAUACCUGUCAAGUGUUUCCACUGCCAUUCUAAAGUUUGGGGCCGCGGUUUGUCCUGCGAGGGUUGCGGAUACAAAUGUCAUCCACGAUGCCAACUAUACGUUCCAGCCAAUUGUGGUCAAAGUUCUGCCGAAGAUGAUCACGACGAAACACUGUCAAGCACAGGGGAUUUUGGCAGUAAUCAACGAGAAGGAUCAUUACUUUCAUCCAAUCUUUACGACACAUAUGAGGACGACUAUACGAACAGCGUUGGUUCUCGCAAUGCAUAUGCACCUUCUUUACACCAAACACCUUUGUCAAAUAAUUAUGAAGCCGAAGGUACUCAACGUACAGAAGACGGAGAAGAGAAGGUGAAUGGUACAUUACUUUACGAUUUCACUGGAACCCAAAAAGGUGUUUUGAGUGCUUCCCAAGGCCAAACAUUCACUCUUUUAAAGCCAGACAAUGGAAGUGGUUGGAUUUCUGUGAAAAUUGACGAUUCAGUUGGUGUACUCCCAACUUCUUAUGUUGAAUUGGGUACAGACACAGUUCAUUCAACAAACGGGACUAUUGAAGCGGCUGAUGAACAGUAUGUGCAAGCUGUAUUUGGCUACGAAGCUCAAAGUGAAAUGGAGAUAAGUAUUCAUGAGGGAGACGUGAUCCGUGUCACUCAGCGCGACGCAGGGAAUGGAUGGUCUGAAGGCACCUUACAUGGUAUUACCGGUCAAUUUCCAGCAAACUAUGUUGAGGAUAUCUAG
Messenger RNA from Schizosaccharomyces osmophilus, 1953 nucleotides. It is a transcript of the gene bzz1, whose product is annotated as F-BAR domain protein Bzz1. The record is from RefSeq and is a predicted model, not a curated record. Gene Ontology annotation, biological process: regulation of actin filament polymerization. Gene Ontology annotation, molecular function: protein binding. The transcript is spliced from 8 exons. Lineage: Eukaryota; Fungi; Ascomycota; Schizosaccharomycetes; Schizosaccharomycetales; Schizosaccharomycetaceae. Bases 1 to 1953 code for a protein of 650 amino acids.